Molecule: messenger RNA, 1134 nt
Organism: Drosophila sulfurigaster albostrigata
Lineage: Eukaryota; Metazoa; Arthropoda; Insecta; Diptera; Drosophilidae
Product: G protein alpha q subunit-like
Exons: 7
Coding region: 85-1032 (315 amino acids)
Biological process (GO): adenylate cyclase-modulating G protein-coupled receptor signaling pathway
Cellular component (GO): heterotrimeric G-protein complex
Molecular function (GO): GTPase activity; guanyl nucleotide binding; G-protein beta/gamma-subunit complex binding
Source: RefSeq, a predicted model, not a curated record
AAUAUGUAAACUAAAUAUACCACAUAUAUUAAUUAGUCACAUGCAUACGUUUAAUACGCUGGUUGAGGUAUUAGUUUUAAUUUUAUGUUCUCAGGUACCGGUGAAUCGGGAAAAACAACGUUUCUCAAACAAAUGCGCAUUAUACAUGGCGUUGAGAUUACGGACGAAGAAAUGCUUAGACACACUAAGAUGGUAUACCGAAACAUAUUCAUGGCUAUGCAGUCAAUGAUCAAGGCUAUGGAAAAACUUGAAAUACCCUAUAGUGAUGUUGAAAAUAAUGAUCGCGCUAAUCUCAUUUCGUUAAUUGAUUGUGGCACAAUCGAAACCUUGGAAGAUCCCUUUUUGAGUGCCAUUAAAUGUCUUUGGAAGGAUUUUGGCAUACAGAAGUGUUACAGUCGUCGAAAAGAAUAUUAUUUAAUGGGUUCUGCAGAAUACUUUCUCUGUGAAAUAGAACGAAUUGAAAAGCCCGAUUAUAUACCGAGUAAAGAGGAUAUUUUGCGAGUACGUUCAGCGACAACUGGAAUCAAUCAAUACGAUAUUAAAAUGGAACGAUAUGUACUCCGUAUGGUUGACGUAGGUGGACAGCGUUCGGAACGAAGGAAAUGGAUCCAUUGCUUCGAGAAUGUAAACCUUAUAAUAUUUUUCGUCGCAAUUUCCGAGUACGAUCAAAAUUUGUUUGAAUCCGAAAAUGUUAAUAGAAUGGAGUAUUCGAAAGCUUUAUUUAAAAACAUAGUUAAUUCCCGCUGGUUCGAAAAAUCAGCGUUUGUUCUGUUUCUUAACAAGAUGGAUCAAUUUGAGGAGAAAAUCAAGAAAUAUCAUUUGGUGGACUAUUAUCCUAUGUAUGGGGAUGGACCGAAGGGCGAUUCAAAGGCUGCCCGUGACUUCAUUCGGAACAUGUUUCUUAGUUUGAACAACAACAACAUCUAUUGUCAAUACACAUGCACUGGGGAUACUCAUAACAUAGAACUCGUCUUCGCCGAUGUAAAAGAUACGAUUAUGAGCAAUUUAUUGGAGUCCUUUAAAAUAUGUUAAAAUAAUUCAUUUCGUUGGGAAAUAAUUUGUUUAUGUAGCCAUUCCAUUAGUAAUCUAUGUACUUGUAAAAUCCAUAGUUCAAAUAAAUAAUAUAAAAUCAAA